Molecule: messenger RNA, 5408 nt
Organism: Notolabrus celidotus (New Zealand spotty)
Lineage: Eukaryota; Metazoa; Chordata; Actinopteri; Labriformes; Labridae
Product: neprilysin-like
Exons: 23
Coding region: 508-2820 (770 amino acids)
Biological process (GO): amyloid-beta clearance; protein processing
Cellular component (GO): plasma membrane
Molecular function (GO): metalloendopeptidase activity
Source: RefSeq, a predicted model, not a curated record
ACUGUUCACCUGAACCUGCGCCCUGGAGCUACUCAGACGCUGCUGACAGCAAGUGCCGCUGACAGGGUCACUUCUAAACGCCGCCCUGACGGAGGAGGUUCGGUUGACGGGGAACUUCAGAAGGCUGCUUCACUGCCUCACUACAUGUCAUAGGCUCUAUAAAUAUGGGAUCUUCCCCCUGUGGAUCACACACUUGACCAAUUGCGCUGCGCAAGUGUCUGAUGGCUCAUUUGAAUUCAGCGAUCCUCUGUGGGUAGAUGAGGUACAGUAUAAUAGGUAGUUGAAGUGAAGGGUCUGUGCGAGAGAGUGUGCGUGUGAAUGUGCACUCCUAGAAUAGAAAUCCAAAGGAAGAAGAAGAAGAAGAAGGAGAAGGAGAAGAAGGAGAGAGGCGGGAUCGGUGUGUGCCUUGCUGAAAUCCAGGGUGAAGCAGAUAGAUAGUCUGGAGCAGAUCGAUCAGCACUUCGCGCUCCCUUUGUGGAAUUGAUGGAUGUUUGAUCAGUGGAUGGGAUGCCCAUAUAUAUCAUCGACCGAAAAUUUCCCGACACAUCUGGUGAGUUGAUACAGUCGGCAGCUGAAGGAGGAGAUCUGAGAAUGACAGAGACUAACCCCCCCAAGUCGGCUAAAAAGCCCCGCUGGACCUCUCUGGAGAUCGGCCUAAUUACCAUCGUGUCCUUGCUCUUCAUCGUCAUUGUCGCCCUCAUCAUCCUUUUCGCCACGCAGAAAACCGAUGAAAUCUGCACCACAGCUGACUGCACGCAGUCAGCGUCUCGCCUCAUUGAAAACAUGGAUGCUAGCGUGGACCCUUGUGACAACUUUUACCAGUAUGCCUGUGGAGGCUGGCUGAAAAAGAACAUCAUUCCUGAGACCAGUUCAAGAUACAGCACCUUUGACAUCUUACGGGAUGAACUGGAGGUCAUCCUUAAAGGUGUCCUUGAAAAAACAGAGGAGGGGGAAGCCGCUGCGCUCACCAAGGCCAAGACCCUUUACAAGUCCUGUACUAAUGAGAGUUUAAUUGAGCUCAGAGGAGGCACCCCUUUGCUUGAAACGCUGCCAUACGUCUUGGAGUGGCCCAUGGCUGUGGAUAACUGGGAAGCUAACUAUGGCAAAAAGUGGAGGUUGGAGGAUAUCAUUGCCAAGCUGAACGAGAAAUUUGGAUCUCAACUAUUGGUUAACUUUUACGUUGGCACGGACGACAGGGACUCCAAUUCACACAUCAUUCAUUUUGACCAGCAGGCAAGCCUUGGCCUUUUGUCCAGAGAUUACUACGCUUGCACAGGACCUUACACAGAGGCAUGUCGGGCCUACGAGCAAUACAUGAUUGACCUGGCAAAGCUGAUCCGCACUGACCGUGGGCUGGACAUCAACGAAACCAGGAUCAGAGAGGAGGUUACACGUGUCAUGGACUUUGAGAGAGACAUCGCCAAUGCUACUGAUACUCCAGAGGACCGUAACAACCCAGUGUUGCUUUACAACAAGAUGGAGCUGGGUGAUUUGAACUCCAACUUCACCCUUGAGGUUGCAUCACAGGUAUUUAACUGGAGUUACUUCACAGCGAAGAUAAUGGAUACAGUCAACAUCAGCAUUCCUGACACAGAAAAGGUCAUAAACUACUCCCCCAACUAUUACCGAAGACUCAACCUCAUCUUGGCCAAAUACACAAAGAGGGACCUGCAGAACUACAUGGUGGGCCGUUUUGCUAUGAACAGCGUGAUGAGCCUGAGCAGAGCUUACAGGGAUACCAGGAAAGCCUUUCGCAAGGCCAUGUCCGGCACGACAUCGGAGGCAGCAGUGUGGCGACAGUGUGCACUUUAUGUUAACAACAACUUGGAGAACGCUGUGGGACGACUGUACGUGCAGGAGGCGUUUUCUGAGAAGAGCAAAGAACUGAUGGAGGAGAUGAUUAAAGACAUUCGGGAGGUGUUCAUUAGUAACCUGGAUGAUCUGACCUGGAUGGAUGCAGAAACCAAGAAAGCAGCCGAGGAGAAGGCUAGAGCUAUUCGGGAAAGAAUUGGCUAUUCGUACGACAUUAUGGAUGACAAAUACCUUAACAAUGAGUACAAAGACCUGGACUACAGUGCAGAGGAGUACUUUGAAAACAGCUUACUGAACCUGGAGUAUGUGCAGAAGAAACGCCUGCGGAAGCUCAGAAUCAAAGUCAACAAAGAUGAGUGGGUAACUGGAGCUGCUGUGGUCAACGCCUUCUACUCAUCCAGCAAAAACCAAAUAGUGUUCCCUGCAGGCAUCCUUCAGCCGCCUUUCUUCAGCAAAGGCCAGCCUAAAUCCCUCAGCUAUGGUGGCAUCGGCAUGGUAAUCGGUCAUGAGAUCACACAUGGCUUUGAUGACAAUGGUCGUAACUAUGAUAAAGAUGGUGACCUAAAGAACUGGUGGACCCCUGAAUCCACCCAGAGGUUCCUCGAUCUGUCGAAGUGCAUCGUCAAUCAGUACAGCAAUUUCUCCUGGGACCUGGCCAAUGGACUUCAUUUAAAUGGUAACGACACCCUCGGGGAGAACAUUGCUGACAAUGGAGGGAUACGGCAGGCAUAUCAGGCCUAUAAAAACUAUGUGAUGGAUCAUGGGGAGGAACCACCACUGCCAGGCAUUGACCUUUCCCAUGAUCAACUCUUCUUCCUAAACUUUGCUCAGGUGUGGUGUGGAACACAUCGACCAGAGCAAGCUGUGAAUUCCAUUAAAGUAGAUGUACACAGUCCAGGGAAAUUCAGGGUACUUGGUUCCCUUCAGAAUUUCCCAGAGUUUGCCAAAACAUUCAGCUGCAACAAGAGCAGCUACAUGGUCCCUGACAACAUCUGCCGUGUAUGGUGAUCCUUGGACUCCUGGGAUAGGCACUGUUGCAACAUGGAUCAUCCCUGUCCCACCUGCAGUGCCUCCCCUCUCAGACUGUUGAAACACUUGAGCGGGGGGACGGCCACUUGGAAGUGGAAAACCCUCUAAGCUCUUUAAUGGAUGGACCAGGGCUGGUGGACUGACGCUGCAGUAUGCACAAUCCUCUGAGAAAAGCAGUGGACUAUACCCUCGCAGGCAGACAGAGCACUGUCUGCCUGACUCUGAUACUGUAGUUCUUUCAAUCAGCCUAAUUAUUCCGCUACUCACUGGAUACAAUCACUCCCUAUGUUUUUUCUUUCUCCUCAUUUUGACCCUGGUUUGUUUUUCAUUUAAUCUGCCAAUAUGUAUGUGAGUGUGUUUCAGACAUAAAACUGUACAAGUAGUGGGGAGAAGAGGUGCAGACAGACAAAUGUGCUGAAACCCACUGGCAUAUGAAUACUCUUCACGCCCACUCAUACUUAUACACGUGUAACAGGGCUGAACCACUGUUCUGUAUGUGGGACUGAGCUGAAUACCUCUCAUAAACCUCAGCUGGUGUCAACCUACAUCCUCAUGCUGAUUCACUCAACAAUGUACCCAUAAUGUACUCUUUGUUUAUAUAUAGAACUAGAAUAGGUAAAUUAUUAUGGAAAAUCAGAAUUUAUUUUGUUCAAUAGACCAGUAAAUAUUGAACCAUAAUCACAUAUUACACAAUACUAAUCCUAAUGACUCAACUGCAGUUGACAGGCGGCUGCUGUUCAUUAGCAGUCUGUCAUAAUAAACCAAAAUGAAGUUUUCGCCUUUAAGAUGACAGCUGGUCGUGAAUCAUUGAGCUGACAAUCGACAAAUACCAGACCUUUUUUUUAUACAUUCACUAGGCCUCCUGUGUGUGUGUCUGUGUGUCUGUAUGUCUCUAUUUGUUUUGUCAUCAUAAUCAUUGCCUACAGUUUGCCAAGCAAGCUGGUAUGCCUUACAUGAUCUGCUGUGCUUCUGUGUGUGAGAGUGUGUACAUGUAUUAGCCAGAGGGGAUUAACGGGAUAAAUCAACGUAACAUUAAAGGAAUAUUUCAAAAAUUUUACAGAUACUUAAAUUGUCUUUCUUGAGAAAAGGUAGAUGAAAAUGCUGAAGCCAGCAGCCUUUUAGCAUAGCUUAGCAUAAACACUGUAAACAGCUAGCAUAGCACUCUGCAGAAGUAGGAAAAAUCCCUACCAUUAUCUUAAGUGCUCAUUUAAAAAAAGGCCACUGCUCGUUUGUGUAAUGUUUUGUACAUUGCAUUGACCAAAGAGCUGUCAAUAUCCAACAUAACAUAUUUAAUUGAGGCUAAUCUCUGCAUACAGAUUAUACACAUGAAUAUAGAAUUUUCAGCAUCUGAUGUAUUUUAUUUUUUUUGGUUAUAGCAUGUUUGUAGAAUGAUACAUUUCAGUUUGAGUGGAUUUUGGAGACCCUUCUGGACACAUAAUGAGGUAAACUGUCCAAUUUAGAACAUUGAAAAUCAUAUUUGGUAAUUUAUAGGAAUCUAUAUCUGGUCAAGGUUGAUACAACUCAUCUACAAAAUGAAAUACUACAAAAGAAAGAUAGGUAACCUGAUACUGGAAAACAAAAAAAGAAAAAAGGAUUUCCAAAUAUGGAUAUUUUGAUUGAACUUUUGAACAGCAGGGUCCAGGAGUAAAUAUCCUUCCACGUCCUAUGAGUUAUUCAAACUAAGUGUAACAUAUUCAUUUGUAUGCUUUUAUUGUGCUUGUCGGCAGAAUUUAUUCAACCUUUUGACAGAACUUGGGUAGCUGUUUCCAAUUAAUUUUUGCUAAGCUAGCUAAGCUAAGGUAACCAACUCUGGCUAUUGCUUAAUAAGAAACAGAGCGAGGUAUAAAUAGUUCCAACUUAUUUUUGGUAAGAAAGUCAAAUUAUGUAUUAACAAAAUGAUGAAGUAUUCCUUUAAGAAAGAUUUAAAUAUUUUUUAGUCUGAUCUUGGUCUAAGUUUAAUUUUUUUUUUUCAACCCACCACUUUUUUUUUUAAGUUGAACAUGUGUCAAGCAACAGAAAAUGACAUAGUCAAGCUUGUAUAUGUGUACCUCUGUUUUUUAAAAAAGCAGACUAAGGUUUGCUGGAACACUGAACCUUUCAAAAGUUAAUGCAUCUUUGUAAAAGCAGGAGAUUGAAUGAAGUCACUGGGUCCCAGUUUAGGAUUCAUCGUUUUGUAUGGCUUUAUUUUUUCAUGUUGAGGGUUGAGGUUGAUGUAACAGGGGCUGUAACAUCAUCAACUAUUGAAAUCUUUGCCUUUUGCCUUUUUUACAGAGAGCAGUGCAAUGACUGAUCCAUCACAAUGAUCUAGCCUGUAUACAACACCAAUCAUGACCAGCCUUUAUACAUUGCUGUUUCCCCUCCUGUUCUUCUCCUCCAUUGUUUGUCAAAGCUUUCUUUCUCACUCUCUUCCCCCAAGGCUCGUUUGUUUCCACCUGUCACUCUCUCUCCAUCCCUCCACCUGUAGUAAGACAGAUAUACCUCAGUUGCCUGUAUUUAGAUACUUUAUAAUAAUGACGGAUAAUCAUCUUGAGGAGCCUUUUUCUUUCAAAAUAAAUCUUUAAAUAACA